Molecule: messenger RNA, 297 nt
Organism: Cooperia oncophora
Lineage: Eukaryota; Metazoa; Nematoda; Chromadorea; Rhabditida; Trichostrongylidae
Source: the annotation of a GenBank genome assembly
AUGGAGUCGUUCUUUCUGGCGGAGACAACAAAAUAUCUGUAUCUGAUAUUCGAUCCGAACAAUUUUCUUCAUAAUGAUGGGCAAAGAGCACGAAUAGUGGACACGCCAAAAAUGGAGAAUGCGUGGUUGGAUGCGCAAGCUGAACGUGAAGCUGUGAGGAAGUGGGAAGACAAUUAUGAUCUGCUGACAAUACUCGAUCAUCGUGAUACCGUAUCCCCAAUGUUACUUCGAAAGGUAUAUUUUCUGUCGUUCAUCAUGCUUUUGUUGGUUUUCGAGCGUUUUUUUCAUGAUUUCUAA